Micromonas commoda is the source of this 2457-nucleotide messenger RNA. RefSeq lists its product with no specific name. Bases 1 to 2457 code for a protein of 818 amino acids. The transcript has a single exon. Lineage: Eukaryota; Viridiplantae; Chlorophyta; Mamiellophyceae; Mamiellales; Mamiellaceae. The record is from RefSeq and is a predicted model, not a curated record.
AUGUCGGUCGCCGCGACGCCCCCGCCGAUGACCCCCGCGCCGCUCACGCCGCCGUCGGUCGUCUUCGGCGGCGAGGGGUCCAUCGGCCCGAGUCGGGGCUUCGACGCGCGAGAUGUCGAACCCGGCUGGUUCCCUCUGUCCAAGAUGUCGGUGGGGAUGUGGACGGCUGGUCCUCGGUGGCACUCGGAGCUGAGGUUCCUCCCGUGCAAAGAUCGCUUCGUGUUCGCGGUGAUACGAUCGAGGCGACGGGUGGUGAGCACGUUAGGGCGAGCCUUGGAGCUGGUCUCGAAGUUCACGGGCCUGCCGGUGCCCACCUCGCCGUUCAACCUGGAAGGGGGAGUCGGGGGGUCCGCGGGAGGGGACGACGUCGCGAUGCCGGGGGAAGCCAACGCGCGCGGCGACGCGGCGACGACGUCGUCCUCAACGCCGCUCCGAUUCACGCCGGGCGGGGGAUGGGGUUCGGGACGAGACGCGGCGAUACGAGGCGAUACGCCGGGCGCGAAUCGGGGCACCCCGACGAACGUCAACGGGGCGAACGUCGCGAUGGACGGUGGCGCAACUCCCGCGGGCGCCCGCGCGUCGCUCACGUACGAGGUGCUCACGUACGAGGUGGCCUACGCCGACGUCGCCGGGCUGGACUACAGGAAUCCGCUGUGCGACGACGGGCGGCUCGCCAUCGAGGCGAGGGCGAUGACCGUUCGCGCGUUCGCAUCCUUCGACGACGCGACGCGAUUCUUCGACGAUGCUUCGAACAAAUCCGAGAGGCCCGUCAAGCCCGCGCGGCAUCCCCGGAAGGGAGGGGAACGAAGGCGGAGCGUCUUCCGGGACGGCGGCGGCGGGGGUUCAAAGCACAAGGCGGCGACGGAUCACUCAUCAUCCCCCGCGGCUGCGGAGGAUGAGCGCCGAGGCGGCGACGGGGUGGGCACCGCGCGGAAGCGAUCGAGGAUGGCGACGACGACGACGACGACGUCGACGGCUUCGUCGAUGGAAUCGUCGCGGCUCGCGUCCCGGUUCGAGGCGGUGGCGGCGUCGAGGGGCUCGCCCGGAGGCUUCGCGCCGUUUCGCGUCUGGGGCGUGGACGGAGGGGUCGUUCGUGGCGCGGGGUCGAAGACGCCGAACGAGUCAAAAAUCUCGGGAGUCUCGGGAGUCUCGGGAGUCUCGGCAAACGCGGCGAACGCGGGGAACGCGGCGGUCUCCUCGCCCGCGCCGCCUCUUUCCGUGCGCACGCCGGGAGGCGACAGCGGCGCCGACGGGGGAACGCCCGCGUUCGGCGUCCACAAACAUGGCUCGGCGUACCUUCCCGCGUCCUCGGAGGGCGCCCGAGGAGGGUCUUUCACUUACGCGGUUCCCGCGGUGUACACGCACGAGACUUUGGUGGUCCACUUCUCCCAUCCGUCGCUCCCCGACGCGCUGCGACGGCGCGUGCAAUCGCCGGGCACCGGUUUGCUUCGGCUGUACGAGACGGGUUUGCCGCCGUGGGCGCUGCUCCUGCCGCGAUGCGGGUUUUACUACAGGCCGUGGCUUCGGACGCUGGCCAGGGGGCUGUUCGUGCUGGUGUCGGUGCUGUCCAUGAUGGCGGGGUUUUACGACCUGUACAAGCACGUUCCGGGUCUCGACGCGGUGUUCACACGGUUCUGGAAGCCUCUGGGCGACUUUCUGGAGCGCCACGCCGCGGCGCGCCUCUCCAUUCUGGCUUCGUACCUCUUCACUCAGUCGCGGAUGUUCGGCCCGGUUUUGGCGCAGCUCUCGUCGGCGGCGAGGCUGGCGAGGAGCUGGACCGCCGCGGUGUGGGCGCCGAUCGCGGUCGCCAUUGGUCCGUACUCGACGCGUCUGUGGGCGUCCGCGUUCGGUCCAGUCGCGGCACAACUGGCGUCAAUCAAGUUUGCGGCGCGGACGGCGUCGAACGCCAAGGGAGCGGCGAGUAGCGUCGGACUCGGCGUCGGACUCGGGUCUAUUGACGCGUGGCGCGCCGCGAUUGGUCCGUGGUUCGGGCGGAGCAGCGCGAUUGGUUCGUCGGGCGCCGCCUCAUCCGUCGCGUUGGGCGGCUUUGGAGUCGGUUGGAUCGCGUCCGCGAUGGGUAACGGCGCGUCGUUGCGACGAAAUUGGUUGGACUGGUGGCGGACCAUCGGCGUCACCGUGCUCCGCGCGACGCAGCGCAUUCUCGCAUUCUUCGUGUACCUCAUCGGGCGCGUCACCUCGCACAGGAUGUCGCUGGGGAUGGCGGCGAGGCGGAGGUUCGGGGGCGUGGCGGCGUCGGCGGCGCGGGCGCACGGGUUCGAGUCGGGCGCGGCGUCCCCUUCGGCUUCGAGGGAUACAUUAAAUGACGAUCUCGUCACCGACGUCACCGAGGUCACCGAGUCGCGCGUCGACGGCGACGGCGACGGCGCGGAGGACGAGGUGACGAGCGGGCGCACGAACGCGGCGACGACGGUGGAGGGACACGAGAAGACGGAGUGA